AGGUUGUCUCCAAUUUCUCCUCCCCCGCUCCCCCCCGUCCCAGCCAAGAUGUCUGACAUGGAGGAUGAUUUCAUGUGCGAUGAUGAGGAGGACUACGACCUGGAAUACUCUGAAGAUAGUAACUCUGAGCCAAAUGUGGAUUUGGAAAAUCAGUACUAUAAUUCCAAAGCAUUAAAAGAAGAUGACCCAAAAGCAGCAUUAAGCAGUUUCCAAAAGGUUUUGGAACUUGAAGGUGAAAAAGGAGAAUGGGGAUUUAAAGCACUGAAACAAAUGAUUAAGAUUAACUUCAAGUUGACAAACUUUCCAGAAAUGAUGAACAGAUAUAAACAACUAUUGACCUAUAUUCGGAGUGCGGUCACAAGAAAUUAUUCUGAAAAAUCCAUUAAUUCUAUUCUUGAUUAUAUCUCCACUUCUAAGCAGAAUUCUGAUUUUUUAUGUCAGAUGGAUUUACUGCAGGAAUUCUAUGAAACAACACUGGAAGCUUUGAAAGAUGCUAAGAAUGACAGACUGUGGUUUAAGACAAAUACAAAGCUGGGGAAAUUAUAUUUAGAACGAGAGGAAUAUGGAAAGCUUCAAAAAAUUUUACGCCAGUUACAUCAGUCCUGCCAGACUGAUGAUGGAGAAGAUGACCUGAAAAAAGGCACACAGUUAUUAGAAAUAUAUGCUUUGGAAAUUCAGAUGUACACGGCACAGAAAAAUAACAAAAAACUUAAAGCACUCUAUGAACAGUCACUUCACAUCAAGUCUGCCAUCCCUCAUCCACUGAUCAUGGGAGUCAUCAGAGAAUGUGGUGGUAAAAUGCACUUGAGAGAAGGUGAAUUUGAAAAGGCACACACUGAUUUUUUUGAAGCCUUCAAGAAUUAUGAUGAAUCGGGAAGUCCAAGACGAACCACUUGCUUAAAAUAUUUGGUCUUAGCAAAUAUGCUAAUGAAAUCGGGAAUAAAUCCAUUUGACUCACAGGAGGCCAAACCUUACAAAAAUGAUCCAGAAAUUCUAGCAAUGACGAAUUUAGUAAGUGCCUAUCAGAAUAAUGACAUCACUGAAUUUGAAAAGAUUCUAAAAACAAAUCACAGCAACAUCAUGGAUGAUCCUUUCAUAAGGGAACACAUUGAAGAGCUUUUGCGAAACAUCAGAACACAAGUGCUUAUAAAAUUAAUUAAGCCUUACACAAGAAUACAUAUUCCUUUUAUUUCUAAGGAGUUAAACAUAGAUGUAGCUGAUGUGGAGAGCUUGCUGGUGCAGUGCAUAUUGGAUAACACUAUUCAUGGCCGAAUUGAUCAAGUCAACCAACUCCUUGAAUUGGAUCAUCAGAAGAGGGGUGGUGCCCGAUAUACUGCACUAGAUAAAUGGACCAACCAACUAAAUUCUCUCAACCAGGCUGUAGUCAGUAAACUGGCUUAACAGAGAACAAGCUUUUACAGACAUACUUAAGGCAACAGUGCAGAGAUGUAACCCUUAAAAGAACUGGGAAUGGCAAAACUACUGUCGGUUGAUGUGUCCCGAAAAUUAUUGGAGUUAUGGCAGAAGUGCUUUUUUUGAUCAACUGGUUUGUGUUUUGCUGCUGCAUUUAUCCCAAGAAAAACAGCUUUAAUCUCCAGAAGAAAACCAAAAUGCCGUGGGAUUUAUGCUGUAUUGACAUCUUGCCCUAAAACAUACAACAUCAUAGUAAUUUGUCAUGGGCAACAUGACCAGAGAGAAGAUUUUUGUCAUGAUUUUAAAUACACUGACAUGCUACUGUUGGUUAAAUUUAAACAUGUUUUACCUGCAGAAAUUCUCUCACAAAUAACCUGCAAUAACUUGAAAUGCAUACCCUUUUGAACACUUCCUUUUCUCAUGUAUAAAUUAAAAUGUUUGCUGCAUUUUGCAAAAUGUCAGUUCUCCAAAAAUGUGUCCGUAUAUUUCUGUACCUGCAGUGUAGUAAAGGUUUAGAUGAAACCCCAUAAUUAUAGUGGCAUACUGUCACUUAGGUUUCAAGCAGCAAAAUAAACAGUGCAGCUCAGAAAUUGUA
Messenger RNA from Balaenoptera ricei (Rice's whale), 2008 nucleotides. It is a transcript of the gene COPS2, whose product is annotated as COP9 signalosome subunit 2. Gene Ontology annotation, cellular component: COP9 signalosome. The transcript is spliced from 13 exons. Gene Ontology annotation, biological process: protein deneddylation. Gene Ontology annotation, molecular function: protein binding. The record is from RefSeq and is a predicted model, not a curated record. The coding region runs from base 49 to 1401 and encodes 450 amino acids. Lineage: Eukaryota; Metazoa; Chordata; Mammalia; Artiodactyla; Balaenopteridae.